Diaporthe amygdali is the source of this 2853-nucleotide messenger RNA. RefSeq lists its product as uncharacterized. Gene Ontology annotation, molecular function: phosphatidylethanolamine N-methyltransferase activity. Gene Ontology annotation, biological process: phosphatidylcholine biosynthetic process. The transcript is spliced from 4 exons. The record is from RefSeq and is a predicted model, not a curated record. The coding region runs from base 1 to 2853 and encodes 950 amino acids. Lineage: Eukaryota; Fungi; Ascomycota; Sordariomycetes; Diaporthales; Diaporthaceae.
AUGAGCUCCGCUGCCGACCUCCUUGCCGGCGACGGCACCCUGCGCCAGCGAACUGGUGUGACCUCCGAACCCGCCCUCUCAGCCGAGCACUCGGCCUCUAACCACCCUCUUGAAAAGGAGUCGCCCCGUCACGAUGUCAAUCACGGUACUCAGCAACAUGGCGAACCUGACAAGCCCAACAAGACUUAUGGGCGGACCCCAGAUGGGACCGUCUUCAUCGUUCCCACUACCCACGACAUGGUCAGCCAACUCUUCGACCCCCGUGAGCCCAAGAAUCUUUCCGAUGCCGUCGUCAUUGUGAUCCUCGCCUUGCACGUCCUGUUGGCCUACUUCCUGCCCGCCGAUCUCAGGAAGCCAGUCAUGGCUGCCGUCUUCGUCUUCUGGAGAGCCUCGUACAAUGUUGGCAUCGGCAUUCUGCUCAACGAACAGUCCAACGGUAAGCUGAUGGUGACGUGGGCCAAACGCUGGAGGCUGUUUGUGAACCCGUCCACCGGACAACAGCCCAGGACAUGGCUCUACAACCUCCUGAAGAAGGAGCUGGAGGCAAAGAUCCCCGAGGACUACAAGUUUGAGGAGGCUCCGCUCGAGUACAAUACCUGGCUCGUCUUCCGCCGGCUCGUCGAUUUGAUUCUGAUGUGUGACUUUGUGUCCUACUGCCUCUUCGCCAUUGUCUGCGCCCACGUGCCUGAGGGUGAAACCCCCAUGGUCUUCUUGUGUCGCUGGGUUGUAGGCGUGGCACUGUUCGUGUUCAACAUCUGGGUCAAGCUUGAUGCCCACCGAGUAGUGAAAGACUUCGCUUGGUACUGGGGUGACUUCUUCUACCUCGUCGACCAAGAGCUGACCUUUGACGGCGUCUUUGAGAUGGCGCCGCAUCCCAUGUACAGCAUUGGCUAUGCCGGGUACUAUGGUAUUUCUGCCAUGGCUGCCAGCUAUGAGGUCUUGUUCAUCUCGAUCGCGGCACAUCUUGCCCAGCUUGCCUUCCUGGUCGUGGUUGAGAACCCACACAUCGACAAGACAUACAAUCCCCCGGCCCCAAGGUCCAAGUCAGACUCGGAGCUGGACGCACCGGCCGAGCCCGUAGAUGAUGCGUCUAGAGAGGCACUGGCACCUGUGCACAAUCUUCUUGGCCUCCGGAACAUUGAUCUCUUCCGCUCCACGGACUACUCUGUCAUCGUGGCUUCAAUCUAUGUCGCCGUGCUUGCAAUUGCCACCCCAUCGACCCCGACUUACCAGGUGCUUUUCUUUCUCCAUGCUCUGUUGUGGAAGGUGUGGUACUGUGUCGGCAUCGGCAUCCUCUUGACCCUGCAAUCAAAGGAGAAAAUGAUCACACGCCACUUUGUCAAGUACGGAGAGAGCGCCGGAGAGGCCUGGCGACAGUGGAAGGGACUGUACCACUUCAGCAUGACUCUCUCCGUGGCGUCCUUUUGCGCGGUCUGCUGGAAGAUGUACAGUCUGCCGGAGGACUGGGCGCACGGCUGGGUUCUGUUGAGACAUGUCAUCGGUGUCAGUCUCAUCGCUUUGCAAAUCUGGACGUUCGUGAGCGUCUAUGACUCCCUUGGCGAGUUUGGCUGGUUCUACGGCGACUUCUUCUUUGACCACAAGGCGAAGCUGACCUACAACUCUAUCUAUCGCUUUCUGAAUAACCCCGAGCGCAUAAUAGGAUUGGCGGGUCUGUGGGGUGCCGCGGUGAUCACUUGGAGCAGAUCUAUCGCAUUGUUCGCUCUCCUGAGUCAGAUUCUUACCAUGGGUCACAUCGAAUUCGUUGAGAGACCACACAUGCACAAGGUGUAUGGGUCUGGGAAUCUUCGAGAGGAGGCUGGCCUCACCAAGUUUAUCAAGAACUCUCUUCCUCCCCCAGUCAAGGGUUGGUCCUCUAGCGUGGACAAAGUUUUGGAUGAGACUAGACACUUCGUCGACGAUGUCAUCACUACUGCCGGCCCGAUGCUUGCAAGUGGGGUGUCGAGCAUUGCUCGCGAUACCACAGCGCUUUUUAACAAGUACCCAGCCCGUCUUACCAUCACGCGGAUCCCUCCUGACUUGGCCGGCCUCAAUCCCAAGGACUACUCGUUGAGCCUCACCGGUACCUCUGCCACGGCACCACUGGGCGAGAGGGCAACCGGGAAGGAAAGUCUCACGGCCCGCGUGGACAAGGACUUCAAGACACACGUAUUUGAGUAUGGCGCUCCCAUCAGGGUCAAGUGGGCGGCUCCCGCAAACCAUAGCAAGAAGGACUGGGUCGGACUCUACAUGGUCACCGACAAUCGAUCGCGCGAAGUGACUGAGGUUCCGUCUUUGGGCCGCUGGAUUCCCACAUCCCCAGGGUUCUAUGGCGAAGCCGCCAACAUCGGCGCGGUCAAGUGGGACGAGCCGGUCCCCAACUCAGACCUGGUCUCGGGUGAGAUGGUGUUCGAAGGCGACAAGCUCUGGUGGACUCAGGGUGUGUUUGAGUUCCGCUACCACCACGACGGUACCCAUCAGGUCAUGUCGGUCAGCGAGCCGUUCGAAGUAGGCAUCGGCCGCUUCGAGGAGGACGAUGAGGCAGCGAUCGAAGCGGCCCUUCUCCCUGUCGUGCGCAACUGCCUGGACCGCAACAGUGACAUCGCGCCCAGCACGGUGGACGAACGGUUUGGUAGCCACGUGGAGAGGGACAGCAAGUAUGCCAAGCGCGUCGUAUACGCGAUCCGCAACAUGUUUGGCAUCGAGUUUGCACCGGCAGUGGUCCCAGCGGAUGGCAACGUGAGGAGAUUGGCUUGGAGGGUUUGUAAUGCGAAGCAGGUUCUGGCACCUUACUCCAUGUCACAGUCCAAGGGACCAUCCACACCCACAACGGACAAGUUCCCCGAGGAGCUGUAG